CAGCUGUUUUCAGUCCACAGCGUCAUUUCACUACAACUCCCAGCAGCCAUCGCGCAGCCGGAAGUCGUGAAACUUCUGUCAAAAGAAGAAGAGGAGGAGGAGGAGCCACUGCAGCUGAAGAUGAUGAAGAGUAAACCUGAUGAGGAAGACUACUGGAACAGCUCCAAGUUUAAAGCGUUCACCUUUGAUGAUGAAGACGAUGAGUUCAGCAGGUUGAAGGAGUCGAAACAGGCGGUGAACAGCAUCCGUCGACUGGUGGAGGAAGAUGAUGAUGAAGACGACGUAGAGAAGGUCAGCUGGAGCGGAGAACCUGUCGGGAGUAUCUCCUGGUCGGUCAGAGAGACAGCGGCAUCCAAUCAGAGGACGGACAGAGAGCCCGCCUUCCCCAAGAUCAACGCCGACACUCCAACCGUCAGCAGGAGUCACUCAGGUUACUCCCUGAGUUCCCUGUUCAAAGGAAAAACUAAAACAGGAAGCUUCCAGUUCUCCGACUCUCUCAGUGACUCGUCUGUCAGACUCUACGCUCCUGAGCUCCGAAAACCCAAAUCUGAAUACAAGGACUAUGUCAGUGAUUGGUCGCCUGAGGAGACGGUUCACAGGAUGCAGCAAGGAAAGGCUGUGUCUCUGGAGAAGUUCCGGUCUCUGCAGGACAAACUGUUGCUCCUGGAUUUCUCCAUCAGCGCUCACGAUGGAAACGUCAUCACUGCUGUGUUGAUUUAUUUGAAGAGGACGCUCAGUAAAGAGGUUUUGUUUCGGGAGCUGGAGUCCAGACAGACGGCUCUGAGACACUUCAUCCACUACCUGACUGAAACUAGAGACCAGAGGCUGCUGCUGGAGCUGCUCAGAGCUCUGGGCAGGACGGAGGACAUUGCGCUGCUGCAGUAUAAAGAACACCUGAGCAUCGCAGAUGAAAACAAGAGACGGGACUUCCUGAAGAGCUGCCUCAGUCUUCCAUUUUCUCCAGAGGACUCGGCUCAUGUUCAGGACCACUACACCCUGCUGGAGAGACAGAUCAUCAUCGAGGCGACAGACCGUCAGGCUGAGCGUGGAGGGAAGGUGGAAAUUUUCCAGAAGUUUCCCAGAAGAGCUUCGAUCCUCAACAUGCCGCUGAUCACAACCCUGUACUACUGCUGCUUCUACCACUACACCGAGUCCGAGGGAACCUACAGCAGUCCUUUGAAUGUUCGUCAGACCUUCAGGAUUUCAGAGAAGCAGUUCUUUGUGACGGCGUUGGCAGCGAGGGCGAAGCUGAAGGCGUGGGUGGAUGUUGACGCUCUGUUCACCAGCAGGAACUGGCUUGGCUUCACCAGGAAGAAGUCACCCCUCGGCUUCCAUCGAGUCGUCGACAUCCUGCAGAAAAACUCCGCCCCCACGCAGGUGCUGCAGGAGUAUGUGGGGCUGGUGGACGACGCCGAGCUCAGGAUCAGUCUGGCUCAGAAACAUAAAUGUCACGACAUCAUCAUCAAUACGUACCGGGACCUGAAGGACCGGCAGCAGUUGCUAGGGUACCGAGGGAAGGUGGAGCGAGGAUCAGUGGAGGAGAGAAAGAUCAACGAGCUGCUCGACAACCCGCAAAUCCGGUGGAAGAACUGAAACGAUCCUAAAAAAAAAAAAAAAAGCUUCGCUGAAAGACUUUUAUUUUGAAACAACAGUGACAGUUUCCUGUGUGGAGAAGCGUGAAGGUCGUCUGUCACUGUGACAACAGGAACGUCCAAUCAACUCGCAUCUGCUUCAGUCUCAUUGGUCGAAAAGAAGAGGCCUGGUUUGACUCCUUCCCCCACAGAACACGGGGUGGGUGGAGCUUAUGUUUCUCCUGACUCAUCAAUGAUAACUCUCAAUGACUCAUCGAUGAGUCAUCACUUCAACAUUCCAAGAGGACGUUUGUUUAAAUGUGAUGAAUAAAAAUAUUUAAAAAUGUGAA
Messenger RNA from Lates calcarifer (barramundi perch), 1921 nucleotides. It is a transcript of the gene vipas39, whose product is annotated as VPS33B interacting protein, apical-basolateral polarity regulator, spe-39 homolog. Gene Ontology annotation, cellular component: cytoplasm. Lineage: Eukaryota; Metazoa; Chordata; Actinopteri; Centropomidae. The coding region runs from base 121 to 1593 and encodes 490 amino acids. Gene Ontology annotation, biological process: intracellular protein transport; vacuolar transport. The transcript has 19 exons. The record is from RefSeq and is a predicted model, not a curated record.